AGCGAUUUUACAUGAAUGUUUCUGUAUUUGGCAGUCCCGCCUACAGUGGAAUACCCUGAUCGAGCUGGCAUGAAGUGUAUGUGUUACGAAAACCUUAUGCAUAUUAUAAAAGAACGAGUGAAUAUUCCUCCGCCACGGAUAUACAGGGUUCAGAAGGAACACGUGCCUAAAAUUAGGUUAGAAGGCACCAGACCAAGCUGGACAAGAAAAGCUAUGCAAGGAUUCUACAGCAACCAACAGCUACAAUAUCCUUUAACCACCAUAAUCGUAAGAUGGCAACUCAAACGGAAGUUACCGAAAUACGACCCGGAAACAUUAAAAUCCAUUUUCGCGCAAUAUGGAGAAAUUAAGGCUAUUCGAAUUUUAAGCCCAAACAGUUGUUUGAUUAUUUUCAAGGACAUUUCGACGGCAUGCCGCGUGAUCCAGGCACGUUGUCUUGGUGAUCCAAUGAAUAAGCUGACAUGCACGUGGUGGCACAAAUCAAUGGCAAAUAAAUGCGUAGCUGCACGUGCAAAGGGAGUUUCGAUAAAAACUGAUGUUUUCAUUGUUUAGUUGUUUAUUUUUGAAUAAUUUGCUGAUAAUCAAAUUAACAAAACUGUAGGCAUUACAA
This is a messenger RNA of Mercenaria mercenaria, 610 nucleotides long. Its product is annotated as testis expressed protein 56-like. Lineage: Eukaryota; Metazoa; Mollusca; Bivalvia; Venerida; Veneridae. The record is from RefSeq and is a predicted model, not a curated record. The transcript has 2 exons. Gene Ontology annotation, molecular function: nucleic acid binding. Bases 16 to 552 code for a protein of 178 amino acids.